This is a messenger RNA of Trametes versicolor FP-101664 SS1, 1269 nucleotides long. RefSeq lists its product as uncharacterized. The transcript has 2 exons. Lineage: Eukaryota; Fungi; Basidiomycota; Agaricomycetes; Polyporales; Polyporaceae. The record is from RefSeq and is a predicted model, not a curated record. Bases 1 to 1269 code for a protein of 422 amino acids.
AUGUUUUCAAUGCUUCCGGACGAGAUCCUCGUUCUCAUCGUCAAGGCCGUCGAUCGGGAUUUGAAGGACCUGGAAAAUCUCGCCCUCGCUUGUCGCGCACUCCUCCCGGCCAUCCGCGAGGAGCUGUUCACUACGGUGAAUGUAUGUGCUCUCCGGGAGACAUACAUGCGCCCAUACUUUGGGCGCAUCGAGGAGCUGCGAAUCGAAGAGCCCAACCCCAGCUCGAACGACGUCAUGAAGGGCCGCUUGGUCCCAUACCUCGACCUGCACGCACUCCCCAAGCUCAAAUCCAUCCACUUCAGCAAUCUAUGUGUAGGUUUCUUCAUCUGGAUGUCCACGGACGUCUACUGUGGGCUGUCGGCCCUCACGUCAGUCACUACCCUCGCCCUGUCCGGGUGUGUGUGCUUUGUCCACCUCCGACAUAUCCAGACCUUGAUCUGCUCCCUUCCGAACCUGUCGGAACUCUCGCUGCAGGAUGCGGAGUAUUUUCCAUCAUCGUGGACUCGGAACCUGAAAUUGCCUGAGGGUUUCAAACAGUUGGCAGAUGGCGUCUCGUCCGAAAUGGCGGUGCGACCGAAGCUCUCAAACCUCUCGGUUGCGACAUCCAUUACUGCUGUGACAGACGACGUGGCAGGUUGGCUGGCCUCCGGUCCCAGCAAAGAAUCGCUUACCACUCUGGUGGUGACGCGCUGGUCAAAUUCACCCAGCUCCGUGCUGCGGCACUUCGGGACGAACAUCGAACACCUCAGUAUCCCUCUCAAGGGAAAAGGCAAUAGGGCCUGCUACAGCAGAUAUCUCGGAACGUACACCAAUCUGCGCACCCUCACCCUGUGGCUGGAUACGAUGGUGGACUCGCCCCAAGCAUGGAAAGUUCUCCUGCACUUACUCGAGCACUGGAUUUCGGCGGAGCAUCUGCACACCGCCACCAUCAACGUGCACAUAUCUUCUUCCGUGCUGGCCCGUUGCGAAUCCGAGCCGCUGAGCUCACACAUCGAUUGGGACGUCCUCGGGCUGCUGAGCAACACGCUCAACAAUCCCAAAUUUGCUGUCCUUGACACCGUCAUUUUCGAGGUACAGUGGAGUGGGGAGUGGGAGGUUGCUAAGGUGGAGAUGCGCGACGGGGCCCUGGCGAACAGAAUCGAAGAGACUUUGCGCAAUGUCACGCCGGCGGGGCGGAGGUUGGUUACGAGCGUACGGGGGAUGAGGAGAACGUACGGGCAUGGUAUGUGUUGGCACAGAGGCGAAAGGCCGAGCGACAUGAAGGGCUGA